Messenger RNA from Diaporthe citri, 1173 nucleotides. RefSeq lists its product as uncharacterized. The coding region runs from base 1 to 1173 and encodes 390 amino acids. Gene Ontology annotation, cellular component: mRNA cleavage and polyadenylation specificity factor complex. The transcript is spliced from 3 exons. NCBI's taxonomy places the organism in Eukaryota, Fungi, Ascomycota, Sordariomycetes, Diaporthales, Diaporthaceae. Gene Ontology annotation, biological process: mRNA alternative polyadenylation. Gene Ontology annotation, molecular function: mRNA binding. The record is from RefSeq and is a predicted model, not a curated record.
AUGGCCGAGGAGGACUACGAGAUUGACGUCUACGGCGACGCCCAGGAUGGCGGUCAAGAGCAGCAGCAUACUGGUGCCGAAGACUACGGCGACAAUACCCACAUGGACGGCGCUCCCGAGUCGGGCGAUGCCGACCACGAAGCACAGAAUGGCAACGGCAAUGACAAUGGCCAUGGCGAGCAGAGCAAUGACCAGUCCGCCUCGAGCCCAUCAGCUCCCCAGCAGGGUGUCAAGCGGAAGUCGGAGCCAGACGACCGUCCUGUUGACCCCAGCGCCACUGCAGCACUACUGAUCUCCGAGCUGCAGUGGUGGAAUACGGAAGACGAAGUGCGGAAUUGGGUCUAUGACGCUGACUGCGAGGACGAGCUCAAGGAGAUUACGUUUAGCGAGCACAAGGUGAAUGGAAAGAGCAAAGGACAAGCCUACGUCGAGCUUGCCUCCAGUCAGGCUGCAACCGCAACGAAGCGGCACAUAGAGUCCGUUUUCAGCAGCGACGAAAAUGGCUCCGGUCACAACCAGCAGCGUCGCCCGACAGUCUCCUACCACAGCCCAGGCAAUAACCCCUUCAAGACCCUUCCCAAGGACGCGCCGCAGCGUGCUCGCGACAACGCUGGUCGCGGUGCGCCUGCCGGCCCUGGCAACUUCAACAAUGCCGGACCAGCAAACAACUUCCAGGCCGGUGGAGGAGGAGGCGGUGGCUUCCAGGGAGGCUUCCGGGGCCGAGGCGGAUACAACAACCGCGGCGGGAUGCGGGGUGGCUUCAAUCCCAACUAUGGAAACUCAAACAUGAACGCCUUCAACAACAACAUGGGCGGAUUCAACAAUCCCAUGGGUGGCGGAGGCUUCGGCGGGGCCGGCUUCAACCGCGGUGGCGGCAUGAACCGUGGCGCGCCUGGCAUGGGAGCCAUGCGUGGAGGCCGCGGAGGCAUGAUGGGAGGUCCUGGUAUGAACGGCAUGGGCAUGGGAGGAAUGCCUAACAUGGGUAUGGGCGGCAUGCCUAACAUGGGCAUGAACAUGAUGGGUGGAAUGGGAUUCAACGGCAUGCCUAACCAGUUCAACCCAGGCUUCUUUGGCGGUGGAAACCAAGGCGGUUACGGCGGAAACCAAGCCGGCGGCGGUGGCGGCGGCGACUGGGGCAACCCUCACGGAACUAAGAGACCUCGCGGCGAGUAA